CGCGCACGGACCUGAGCUCGUGCUGCUUUCAGCUGCUUCUGAUUGGAACUGAGAGAUUUGGAGUUUUUCCUCGUUUUUUAGCUGAACUUGUUUGUGUUGAUGAACCUGUUCUGGAGCUGAAUUCUGAAUCUUUUGUCGGAGGGAAACCGUGAUGAUGUGAGAGGAAAGGUUGACGCGUCUCCGUGUUUUUCCUCCAUCUUUGGAGCUAAAGACUGAUUCUUUGUGUGAUUAGAUUUUUUUAAAUCACUUCCCAGGAACUUGUGGUUCUUUUGGCUUUAAAUGUGGAUGAAGCAGGAUCCUUCAGAGGGAACUUGCAUGUUCGGUUCCUCCUCCUUCCAGCUGAAACCCGAACCUCCUGCAGCGCGGACCGGUGCGCCCCGAGGUGCUGCGGGUGGAGCAAUGAAACCAUCCAGGAACUGAGGUGGAGGUGGUUGAUGGGGAGGAUUUCGAAUGUCAGCCGGGACAGUGGUCAUUGCAGGAGGAAUUCUGGCUACAGUCAUUUUACUGACCAUCGUAGCCGUGUUGUGUUUAUGUAGGUUACAGUAUUACUGCUGUAAGCAGGAGGAGUCUGAAAAGGGGGAAGAGGAGGAACCAGAACUUGACACCAUGUCUCCCUCUCGCCCCCUGGCUCUGUGCGCUCCUUCUACACCUCCAACGCCGGAGCAGUACAGCGACGAGCCCGAGACCUACCCCCCCACCUUUCUGACGGAGGCCAACGGACCCGCCAGCUACUCCCCACCUCCUCCACGCAGGUGCCAGCGUGCACACGCCUUCUGCCCAUCCUGUGCUCGCUGCUCUGUGCCCUUCUACCUGCAGCACCCAGAGAGACUGUGCAACGGCGGGCGCAGGAUCAGCUACAGGACUGUGCAGCAGCAGGACCUGGAGCUGCCCGAGGACCUGGCAAACUUCUACCAGAAGCUGCUCCGCUCCUACGCCGUGAAGGAGACGACUCAGAGCUACAGCACUGACGUCUAGCUGCUGCUGUCUGAAAACCCACUGGGACCUGAGGCAGAUGCUGUAGCAUUGGUCGUGAUGCAGCAGCAGCAUCAGGACCGACUCACGAUGCUGCUGCAUCAGGACCGACUCAUGAUGCUGCUGCAUCAGGACCGACUCACGAUGCAGCAGCAUCAGGACCGAUUCACAAUGCUGCUGCAUCAGGACCGACUCACGAUGCAGCAGCAGCAUCAGGACCGACUCACGAUGCNGCAGCAGCAGCAUCAGGACCGACUCACGAUGCUGCUGCAGCAUCAGGACCGACUCACGAUGCUGCUGCAGCAUCAGGACUGACUCACGAUGCUGCUGCAGCACCAGGACCGACUCACGAUGCAGCAUCAGGACCGACUCACGAUGCAGCAGCAGCAUCAGGACCGACUCACGAUACAGCAUCAGGACCGACUCACGAUGCAGCAGCAGCAUCAGGACUGACUCACGAUGCUGCUGCAGCACCAGGACUGACUCACGAUGCUGCUGCAGCACCAGGACCGACUCACGAUGCAGCAGCAGCAU
Molecule: messenger RNA, 1506 nt
Organism: Austrofundulus limnaeus
Lineage: Eukaryota; Metazoa; Chordata; Actinopteri; Cyprinodontiformes; Rivulidae
Gene: fam163b
Product: family with sequence similarity 163 member B
Exons: 3
Coding region: 451-975 (174 amino acids)
Source: RefSeq, a predicted model, not a curated record